AAGCCCAAGGUGCUGGUCGCCGGCGGCGGGAUCGCGGGGCUCGUCGCGGCGGCGGCGUGCCGACGCAAGGGCAUGGAGGUCAGGGUGUUCGAGAAGGUGAAAAAGUACGAACCGUUCGGUGGACCGAUUCAGCUGCAGUGCAACGCGCAGGGAGCGCUGGAUUCGAUCGAUCCCGCGAUGGCGGAGGCGGUGACGGCGAAGGGGACGAUCACGGGCGAUCGCGUCAACGGGUUGCUGGACGGCGUGAGCGGGGAGUGGUUCUAUCGGUUCGACACGAGAAAACCGUGCCAUGAUAAUGGAUUGCCGCUGACGCUGGUGCUGUCGAGGUUCGAACUGCUGGACAUACUGUCGAACGGGGUCGGGGCGGAGAACAUCGAGAUGGGGACGGUGGUGGAGAGGUACGAACACAGGGGCGAAAAGGUGGUGGCGACGCUCACGGACGGACGAGAGUUCGAGGGAGACGUGCUGAUCGGGGCGGAUGGGAUUCGGUCCAAGCUUCGGGCGCAGAUGCGCGGCGCGGAUCCGGAGAAGCCGCCGCUCGCGUACGCGGGCUACGCGGUGUACACGGCGGUGUGCAAGUACUCGCAGCCGCAUCGAGAGCCCCAGCACACGGACCCGAACAAGGUCGGCUACCAAGUCUUCCUCGGUCCGAAGCAAUACUUCGUCUCGUCGGACGUCGGGAACGGCGAACAGCAGUACUAUGCCUUCUUGGAAGUGCCUCCGGGCGGGGACGACGAGUUCGCCAAGUGCGAAAAGUGGGAAAACUAUCGCGAGAUGCUCAUGGACCGCUUCAGCGGCUGGGCGCCGGCGGUCAUGGAGCGUCUCGAGUGCACGCGACCGGAAGACGUCGAGCGCCGCGACGUGAACGAUAUUCUCCCCGAUCCUCGCUGGGUCGACGGUCGCAUGGCGUUGCUCGGCGAUUCCGCGCACGCGGUGCAACCGAACCUCGGCCAAGGCGGCGGCCAAGCCAUCGAGAGCGCGUACGUCUUGGCGGAUGAGCUUUCCAAGUGCGAGGGCGGCAAGGGCGUGCAGAACGCGUUGAUGGCGUACGCGUCUCGUCGAUUCUUGCGCACGGCCUCCAUUCACGGCUUGUCGCGAUUCUCGUCGUUGAUGAAUACGUUUUACCGACGACACCUCGGCGACGAACCGUACGACUGGUACCCCGAGCCGGUCAAAAACAUGUGGAACACCGUCGCCAAGGCGAAGAUUCCGCACCCUGGCUCAGUGAUCGGUCAAAUCGCGCUCAUCGGCACCAUGCCCAUCAUUUUAGAGUACGUCGGCGCCGGU
Ostreococcus lucimarinus CCE9901 is the source of this 1287-nucleotide messenger RNA. It is a transcript of the gene ZEP, whose product is annotated as zeaxanthin epoxidase (ABA1) (NPQ2). The transcript has a single exon. NCBI's taxonomy places the organism in Eukaryota, Viridiplantae, Chlorophyta, Mamiellophyceae, Mamiellales, Bathycoccaceae. The annotation marks the transcript as partial. Gene Ontology annotation, molecular function: FAD binding. The record is from RefSeq and is a predicted model, not a curated record.